This is a messenger RNA of Armigeres subalbatus, 2250 nucleotides long. RefSeq names its product exocyst complex component 8 (gene Exo84). The coding region runs from base 103 to 2121 and encodes 672 amino acids. Lineage: Eukaryota; Metazoa; Arthropoda; Insecta; Diptera; Culicidae. The record is from RefSeq and is a predicted model, not a curated record. Gene Ontology annotation, biological process: exocytosis; intracellular protein localization; Golgi to plasma membrane transport. The transcript has 5 exons. Gene Ontology annotation, cellular component: exocyst.
AAAAUGAUGAUGCUGAAAACGUCAAAACAACAUUGAUUUGAUAAAAAUUCAGAAUUCCAUCAGAGAUUAAAUUUAGCUUUUAAGUAUUAAUUCGCUGAAAUUAUGCCUGAAUCGGCCGUGGCGGUGUUCGAAAAAGAUAACUUCAAUGCCGAGAAGUAUGUCAAAGAAUUGGUUCAGGAUUGCGUGGGCGGACCGGAGCUGCAGCAGACCAAAGGCAAGAUCCAGAGUCACAGCGACCUGGUAUCAUCUACCUUGAAGAAGCAUGUCUACGAAAAUUAUAUGCAGUUUAUCGAGACGGCCAAGGAGAUUUCCCAUCUGGAAUCGGAAAUGUACCAACUGUCGCAUAUCCUGAUCGAGCAGCGUAAUCUACUGUCGACUUUGAGGGACGAGUCUAUGCUUGAUGAUCAGAAGUACAUUAUCGAGGAUCAGAGUAUUGACCCGAACGACAAUGAGGAACAGCAGAACAAGAAGGCAAUCCAAUUGAUUAAGGAAUCGUUAAUUGGAUAUAAGGGAAAUUUGGAUGACAAAGUAUUCAUUUACGAGGGCGGUUUAAUCGAACUGGACUCCAAUGAUUACCGUCCCAUCUGUCGGAUCCACUUGUUUCUUUUCAAUGAGAUACUGGUUCUGGCCAAAGUUAAACACGACAAAAAAUUGGAAUUCUUGACGGAGUACGACACCAAAAAAAUAGCCGUUAUCAACAUCAAAGACUUGGACGGGGUCAACAAGAAUGCGAUCAAUGUCUUCACCAGCGACGGGGCACGCAUCUUUCAGUGCGUCAAUUCGGCUUCAAAGCUGGAGUGGAUCGACAAGUUCGAAGUGGCUAUUAAAUUCAAUCAGCUGAAGCACAAAAAGGGCCCUGCCCCACAGCCGCCGGCUCUCAAGUUUGAACACCAGCAGAAAUCGGUUGACAGUCAGAUGCUCAGCCCGACGGCUUCCGACGUGGUUCCGAUUGUGGAGAAGCUGGCGCCAGAUUGGUUGGCUUCGGCACCGGAAGAAAUCCAAGCGGAGAUUGCUCAACGGCACUUUGAGGACUGCUUGGCUUUGGUACAGAAGUGCGAAGAAUAUUUGGAGAAAGAUAGCGGAUUUCGCGGGGCGGCUGAAAUAAGGAAAAAGAUUAAGGGUUUGAAGAGCACAUUGUCUUCGGUACUGAUGCAGGAACUGUCUAAUUCGCAAAGUCGUAGUUUGCAGGCUGCACUGCGUUCCAGUAGACGGCCUUUGAAGUUGCUGGUAGAGAUGGGGAAAGCCCGCGAAGCGUGUGGGAUACUGUUGAGAGUUUGUAGCAGUGCUAUUCGCACAUCACAGAGACAGGCUCGUCGUAAUAAUCUGGCAGUAUCGGAGCUAUUCUUUUGCGAUGUGGCACAGGUGGCUAGCGAAUUUCUGAGAGCUUUCAGUAGCAAAGCAUCUUGCACCAGUGCCUUGAUCGUUUGGUGCAACAUGGAGCUGCAGUAUUUCGCUUCGCAACUUAUCAAGCACUAUCUUACGAAGGACACUCAAUUGGAGAUGGUGGCAAAGGUGGUGGAAGGCGUCAGGGAACCUUGCUCUAAGCUGACCGACAUUGGUUUAGACUUGUCCUACCACAUGGAAGGUUUGCUGCGUAAUACUUUGGAGCAGCUCCUGGAGGAAGCUAAAUUUCGCUUGGUAGAUUCAAUCGGGCGAACCGAAGAUGUGUGGCAGCCUUACAAUCUACAGACAAAAGCCAAUUUGAGGAGCGUUCUGAAAGAGUUUGAUGCGUUAGGAUUGGAUAUGAAACCGCUAGUAACAGGGGAUACCUGGAUUAAUCUGACACAAACUUCGGUAAACUUUUGUAGACAUUUUCUCACAACUACGGAGAGUUGCGCCUAUCUGGCUAGAUAUGAUUCUUUGACGCUAGAUGCAGAAAUGCUUCUGAAAGAACUUUUCCUGGCGCAACACGCCGUGAAGCCGCAUCCCUCGAUGAGUGUCGAUCUCAAUUUUAUCUCAAAGAACAAGGUCUACAUGGGCGAAGUUUUGCUCCCGAUUGCUAUCGCCCGCUUCGAGAAAAUUUCUGACAAAAAGCCGGAACUGCUCUUAGAGCUACAAGUACAACUUCGGGCUCCUCCUAAACCUAAACCACGAAGCGUUUACAAAACGGACGUUCUAUAAUUCUAUAUUUCUUACAAUAGGUACUACAGUUACGAUUCUAUAACAACGCAUUUAUUCCAUUUAAAGUUAAAAAUUAGACGGAACACAAAAAAAAGUUAUUUUACAAAUGCACUUUAAUUUAGAAUUGCG